UCUGGACUCUUGUGGGGCUGGCAGAUUGGUGAAGAGGACCCAGCUUAGCAAGGGGCCGCUGCACAGUGAGGUGGGGGCUGAGGAGGAGGCCAAGAGGGCUAGGGUUUCUCCGUGGUGGAGGGUAUCAUGGGGACAUCUGCAGGAAGGGGAAGCUAGCUGGGGGCAAGUGUCAGAGAGACGGUGAAGGCAUGGUGGGGAAGACGCCGGCUGGGAGGGGAAGAGACCUGGGGACAGAGGCACCCACAGGGUAGGGCGGCCAGGCUUGCAGAAAGGCCAGGGCAGGCAAGUGGCCUGAGCUGCAAGGAGACGGGUGUCACAGGGGCUUGGAGGGGACACCUGGCCCCAGGGGCAGCGGCUUCCAACAGCUGAGAGUUCAUGGUCUCCAAGACUGGACUUGGCCCAGGGCCCCGGCCAGUACCCAGCCCCGCUGGGAUCCCCAGCCAGCACCACGGACGGCACCCAGGAAGCCCGAGUGCCCCUGGACGGGGCCUUCUGGAUCCCCAGGCCCCCGGCAGGUUCGCCCAAGGGCUGCUUCGCCUGCGUGUCCAAGCCCCCCGCUCUGCAGGCUCCAGCGGCCCCGGCCCCCGAGCCCUCGGCCUCGCCCCCCAUGGCGCCCACUCUCUUCCCCAUGGAAUCCAAGAACAGCAAGACAGACAGCGUGCGGGCUGCCGGCGCUCCCCAGGCCUGCAAGCACCUGGCAGAGAAGAAGACCAUGACGAACCCCACGACUGUCAUCGAGGUCUACCCCGACACCACCGAGGUGAACGACUACUACCUCUGGUCCAUCUUCAACUUUGUCUACCUCAACUUCUGCUGCCUUGGCUUCAUCGCCCUGGCCUACUCCCUCAAAGUUCGGGACAAGAAGCUUCUCAACGACCUGAAUGGCGCGGUGGAAGACGCGAAGACGGCCCGGCUGUUCAACAUCACCAGCUCGGCCCUGGCGGCCUCCUGCAUCAUCCUGGUCUUCAUCUUCCUGCGGUACCCGCUCACCGACUACUGAGGCCGCCCGCCUGGAGACGGAGCCCUGAGACGUGGUCGCGUUCGUGAUGGGCGCGAUGCUGGAUGCUGAGUGGUCGGGGCAGAGCAGGGCGUCUGCCCUGGGGCCCCCCCUGAAGCUGUGAACCCGGCAGCAGGGCCAUCAGAAGCUUCGUACAGUCAGCGGGCAGCGAGCUUUUGCCUCCUGGCUCUCCGCCUGUUUCUUGGGCCCGUGGUUUCCUCCUGUGCUGCUGCACCUUGGCUCCCAGUGGCUGCCCUCCCUGCCCGCCUGUGCCCCCUCCCGGGCUCCUGGGGCCCCUCAGACCUGACACCCAGCAAGAAGGGCUUCUGUGGGAGCCUCCCAGGAUGGGGGGGGGGGGUGGCUGCCAGCAUCUGAGGACUCACUCCAUCCUCCCCGACCCCGCCUCCUUCAAGCUGUGACCCUGCUCAGAGCUCUUGUAUCUGUGAACUUUCAAUAAAAUUCCUGCCCA
Molecule: messenger RNA, 1466 nt
Organism: Camelus dromedarius (Arabian camel)
Lineage: Eukaryota; Metazoa; Chordata; Mammalia; Artiodactyla; Camelidae
Gene: IFITM10
Product: interferon induced transmembrane protein 10
Exons: 3
Coding region: 608-1000 (130 amino acids)
Cellular component (GO): plasma membrane
Source: RefSeq, a predicted model, not a curated record